AUGGGAGGUAAAGGUGGUAGCGGUGGAGGAGGAAAGGGUGGUGGUGGUGGUGGUAGUAGUGGUGGAGGAAGGAGUGGUGGUGGUGGAGGAGGAGGAGGCAAAGGUGGUGGCGGUGGUGGAGGAGGAAGCAAAGGUGGUGGCGGUGGAGGAGGAGGAGGCUACAUGGUGGCUCCAGGGAGCAAUGGGUCUUCUUACAUUGCAAGAGAUAACUUCGAGAGUGACCCUAAAGGUUACUUUGAUAAUCUCCAUGGUAGCAAGUGA
Microthlaspi erraticum is the source of this 261-nucleotide messenger RNA. The record is from the annotation of a GenBank genome assembly. NCBI's taxonomy places the organism in Eukaryota, Viridiplantae, Streptophyta, Magnoliopsida, Brassicales, Brassicaceae.